GAAGUGUGAAUGCGCAGGCGUGGGAGAGAAAACGUGUGCUUUUGAAAGACUCCGAGUCAGAGGAACUUCUGUCGAUCGUGAUAAUAUGAAAUUUAGUGAUCAUCUCCUCUGAAAAUGUUUUCUCUUUGCGCGAGGGUGUGGCUAUGUAACCAUGGCAACAUGCUAUGGAUACAGACAUUUCCAGUGUUGACCACAUCCCAACAAGCAAUCAGUCUGUCAACAUCCAGAGCACUUGGUGCGAAAGUGAAGAUGACAAGAAUGCUACAAAAGAUGAUGGAUAAAGGAAACAAAAGAAAAUGGCAAGGACUAACAGCGAACAUCAUGGCAAAUAAUCAAGACACAGAUGGGCAGAGGAAGAGCAAGAUCACUGAGGGGCAAAGACGUCGAGCCGUUCAGGUGGGAAAGGUGCUCCAUGAUUAUGUCACAAGCAUGAUGAAUUCCGGAGAGCUUCACCCAAAACUGGUUGAGUGUUCUGUGGAGGUGUCUAAGGUCGAGGUGGUGGCAGAUUUUAGUGCUCUCAAUGUAUUCUGGUUAGCCUCAGGAACAAAGACAGAUGUGGAAACACAGAACCUACUUGACAGCAAUUCUGGCAAACUCAGAACUAUGUUGAUCAGCUUUAGAGCAAUUGGUCGUGUCCCAAAGGUUAACUUUGUGAAGGACAUGUCAGAAGCUAGGUCUAAACAGGUGGAGGAAAUGCUUAAAAUAGCAGACAUGGGUCCAGAAGAGGACAGAAAUGAGGAGGACCAAGUGUUUACCAAUAGCAACGUAACUAUGCAUCAUGUGACAAGAUCCACCCAAUCAAGACUGAAGGCUGAUUUCCAUCGUCUGUCAGAGUUUUCAAAUACUCAAGGCAUAUGGCUGGAAUCUGGAGCUGCCCAUCUACAGAAUCCACCAUUAGGAGAAGUCAUAAUCUCUGAGGGUGGGGAUAAGGGCCAAAAUGUUGACUCCAUAUUGUCAGACAGUAAUAAAAAGUAUUCAGCAGAGAAUAAGCCAGCUGAACAUUUGGAUGAACCCACGAGGUACCAUCCAUCACCUGGAACUGCUCACUUCAGGAGCGAUAUUUAUGGCCUGAAACGAGAAGAAUUGGUGAGCAAAAUUAUUAUGUUGAAAAGGAAGGCAAAGGAUAGAAGUCUGAACAUUGUAAUAACUGAUGAGGGUAAGACUGCAGGAAUUCCUCCUAUUCCAACGCUUCUUGGUAGCAGUAAAGCCCACAAAGCUGGAAAAAGAGUGCUAAAACAGAAAGAUUUUUACACACUCGUGGACGCGGCAAAGGAUGAUGAAAGGUGGUUACAGGACAUAUGUGGGGAUGGUGAUUUCGAGAACUUUGAAGAAAUGCAGGAAGAUUCUUUCUCAGACAAAGACGACCACAAAUAGAUGUGCUUGUUACCUGUUAUGCCAUUUCCUGUGAUUGAGUACGAGUUGUAUUUUUAAGGUUUGUUUUUCAUAAAUGGUUUACAGUGUUAAUUAAUGAGAUUGAAAUUAAGUGCAGUUGUAUAUAAUUCAAAUGUUUUUGAAUCUGUUAUUAUUUAUAGAACUGCUCAUGGAAAUGGAUAAAUAAUAGCUAAGGCUUUGACUUAAGUCGAAUUGCAGUAAUGUAGCAAUUUAUUGGAAGCCGCCAUCCUAUAAGUCAAAUAUUUUUGAAUACUACAUAAAACGCCGAUGAAAUAAAUAAAUAGAAGCCAAUGGUUGAAAAUUACCCAGGAUGUUGUCAUGGCAUGACACUUAAUAAAAGUAAUGUCCACCUGAUGUCUCUCAGUUAACUUGAUAGGGUUACAGCACAAUGACCCAGGGGCCCCCCAUCCAUGCGGUUGCUGUGAGUUUAAGUCCAGCUUAUGCUCGCCUCAUCUCCGGUCCUACGUGGGAGGGUCUGUUGGAAACCUGAGGAUGGUCGUGGAUUUCUUAGGGGCUCUGCUUGGUCUCCUCCAACCAUGAUGCUGGCCGCAGUCCUAUAAGUAAAAUACUAAAUUUUUUGGCCUCCACGAUGGAUCUAGGCAUGAAGACAGUAUUUUGUAUCCAUGUUUUCUCGCCAAAUUAAAACAACCUCGAUCAUCACAAUGUUUCUGUGUUUUGUGCUAU
Liolophura sinensis is the source of this 2076-nucleotide messenger RNA. RefSeq lists its product as uncharacterized. NCBI's taxonomy places the organism in Eukaryota, Metazoa, Mollusca, Polyplacophora, Chitonida, Chitonidae. Bases 115 to 1374 code for a protein of 419 amino acids. Gene Ontology annotation, biological process: rRNA processing. The transcript is spliced from 6 exons. The record is from RefSeq and is a predicted model, not a curated record.